AUAAUGUCUAAAGAAUAAUAUUGAAUUAUCUAAAUUGCAUCGGGGGAAAUGAUCUGCUAAAAUGACAAAUAGAUAACUACAGACUACCAUAAGUUGACUUCUGCCAUCACCUCCCGAGACUAUUUUAGUGGCAUUAAACAGGACAGGGUGAAUUGUGUGCGGAUUUUGACCCUUGAUGUAGGCCUAUUAAUCUCCGACAUGUGAAUGUGAAAUUCAGCGCUUAUUUCUGCAGUGAGUGCUGUAAUAUCACCUAUUUUUUGAGACACGUACAGCGUUUAUUUUGAAACUGACACAUUAAACUCUCUAGCUGAUCUAACACAGCCUACUUUAUGUCCGAUCAUAAAGGUCAUAGCCUACGUACACAUUUUAACAAUGUCCACCACAAAAACAGGCAAUGUUUUACAAGGUUUCUUAGUUUUUAUCCUAUGUAGAGCCAAAUACCCCGAGAUGUCUUACGCAGAAAGAAAGCAUGUAAUUAAAUUAUAUAGGCUAACAUUUAAUAUAUAGUGUAUUAGUGUAUUAAUCAUAAAAUAUAUCAAUGCAAUGUAAUGCAUUCUUCACAAAAUUACAAUUACUAGUGUAAUCCAUUUGAGAAUGUGAUUUUCAUUUUUAAUUUUAAAAAUGGUAAUUUUAUGAUGUGUGAUCACAAGUGUGCGUGUAAUCCUUAUUUAAAUAACGAGGUGUUCAUGGAUAAUUUAUAACGAAGUGAUGAAUGGGAAUACUGGCAUCAGUAUUUGCAGUGUCGUAUGAUGUGAUUAAUAUGCAGCUGGACGUCAGUGUAUGUCUAGCGUCUUUCUGUGCACUGUAUUCAUGUAGAGAAACGUCAACUUCGUGCAUUCCCUGGCCGGGACUGUGAAUUAACAGAGCAUCUGAGAAAAGAUAAGAGAAAAAUGCCUCAUUGGGAAAGCUUACGUGUCUAUUUAGACAUUUGGAGAAAGCGUGCGUGGAAAAACUAGAAGGAUGGACACCGACGGGAAAAAACAUAAAUAAUAUACAAACGUACAAAGAACAGCACAUACAUUACCUGCGUGAUCUGACAUCACGGACCUCUAUUUCGUUUCUUAUGCGGAGAUUACUAAAAUGAAUGCAAGGGGGUGUGUGGUGGUUUCGGGGGGAUCUGCCAGUGUGGGCGUGAGAACAGUGCGACGUCGGAAUUAGUUUUAGCGGGGAUGCGAUGGAGGGUCAUCGGACAAAAUGCCAUUCUGGACAUAAUUACCGCUACGUCUCAGUGACGCUCCGCUACUGAAGUGUGUGCGCUUGCCUGUUGGAUUCAGUCCUAGUUAACAAGGAGAGUACGAUCGUCCUGUAUUACCGUCGGCUGGCUCAAAAUCCCGGUAGCACAUUAAUACUGAAAUUAUUCGCCCAGAUUUUUUGGAGUCUGCUCUCGUAAACCUCUGCAAGUACAUAUAUAGGUUGUCCAAGAGGCAGGUGUGUCGUUUUUGGAUCUCCCAAGGUAUCGGCGUUCGGAAACAGCCGUCCCCCUGACUCCAGGCAAUGGGCACCCUGCGGGACCUCCAGUUCGCCCUGCAGCUGAAAAUCGAGGAGCUGCGGCAGCGCGACACUCUCAUCGACGAGCUGGAGCUGGAGCUGGACGCCAAGGACGACCUAAUUCGGCGACUGCAGGGAGAGCUCGACCGCUAUCGGGCAAGCCUGACCCCCUCCGGGCCCUCCGCUCCCUCCACAGGACCACCUGUGGUUGCUGAUGAGCCCCAGCGCACCAAGAGACAGGCCAUAUCUGCUGAGCCCACUGCCCUGGACCCCAGCCAGCUGCCACAUGUGACCCUGACCAGCUACAGCAAGAGCAAAUCCUCCCAAGAGCUCAUCCAGGCCGCUUUACUCGAGAAUGACUUCAUGAAACACCUGGAGGUGGGCCAGAUACUGGCCAUAGUGGACUGCAUGCACCCCACCACCGUCACCCAAGGCUGCUGCGUCAUCAAGGAAGGAGAUGACGGCUCUCUCGUCUACGUGCUGGAGGAGGGGAAGGUGGAGGUGACUAAGGAGAACCAGAAGCUGUGCACCAUGGACCCGGGCCGGGUGUUCGGAGAGCUGGCCAUCUUGUACAACUGCACUCGCACGGCCACUGUCACAGCCUUGACUGAUAUCAAGUUGUGGGCCAUUAACCGGCAGUGUUUCCAGACCAUCAUGAUGCGGACGGGCCUGAUCCGCCACUCACAGUACAUGGAGUUCCUGCGCAGCGUGCCGUCGUUCCAGCCCCUGCCCGAGGACGUGCUUAGCAAGGUGGCCGACGUCCUGGAGGAGACCCACUACGCCGAUGGGGAUUACCUCAUCCGGCAGGGGGCCACCGGGGACACCUUCUUCAUCAUCAGCGAGGGCCAGGUUAAGGUCACGAAGGACAAAUCGGCCAAUGAGGAAACAGUCCUGCUGUCUACACUUUCCAGGGGGGAUUGGUUUGGAGAACAGGCUCUUAAAGGGGAGGACGUGAGGAUGGCAAAUGUCAUCGCGGUGGGAGAUGUGACAUGUCUGGUCAUAGACAGAGAGACCUUCAAACAGUUGAUAGGUGGCCUGGAGGAUGUCAGCAGGAAGGUUGACGAGACCGAUGAGGCCAAAGUCAAGCUGGAAGCGGAAGCUGUCUUCUUCUCCAGCCUGUCUCUCAGUGAUUUCCGGGUCAUCUGCACCCUGGGCAUAGGCGGGUUCAGCCGCGUGGAGCUGGUGCAGCUGAAGAACGACCCCGACCGCACUUUUGCGAUGAAGGUCCUGAAGAAGCGCCACAUCCUGGACACCAGCCAGCAGGGACACAUCCUGUCUGAGAGGCAGAUCAUGAUGGAGGCCCACAGCCCCUUCACCGUCAGGCUCUACCGCACCUUCAGGGACGCUAAGUACCUUUACAUGCUCUUAGAGGCCUGCCUAGGGGGAGAGCUCUGGACCCUGCUCAGAGACAGGGGCUCCUUCGAUGAAGGCACCACGCGCUUCUACACCGCCUGCAUGGCUGAGGCGCUGUACUUCCUGCACUGUCGGGGAAUCAUCUACCGCGACCUGAAGCCAGAGAACAUCAUCCUGGACCAGCGUGGAUACGCUAAGCUGGUAGACUUUGGCUUCUCCAAGAAAGUGGGCUUAGGGAAGAAGACGUGGACUUUCUGCGGAACCCCAGAGUAUGUCGCCCCCGAGAUCAUCCUGAACAAGGGCCACGACGUCUCUGCAGACUGCUGGUCCCUGGGCAUCCUCAUCUUCGAGCUGCUGAGCGGGAGCCCCCCAUUCUCGGGCUCAGACCCCAUGAAGACAUACAACAUCAUAUUGCGAGGGAUCGACAUGGUGGAGUUCCCCAAGAAGAUCACGAAGAGCGCGGCCAACCUCAUCAAGAGGCUGUGCAGAGACAACCCUUCAGAGAGACUCGGCAAUCAGAAAAAUGGAGUCAGAGACAUUCAGAAACACAAGUGGUUUGAAGGAUUCAACUGGGAAGGAAUUCGGAAAGGCACCUUGACCCCCCCGAUCAUUCCCGAUGUCAGCGGCCCCCUUGACACCAGCAAUUUCGACUGCUUCCCCAGUGACACGGAGGACCCCCCCCCUCCAGACGAGGAGUCAGGCUGGGAUGCCGAGUUUUAAGCAGAAUAGAUCCGACAUGCCUUGUUGAAGGUGGAAUGACGUCCAGCAGGGGGAGCCACCAGCAGCGUGUUGUGAAAGGGCUGUUUCCAUUAAGCCGGUAUUUCUGGACUGAAGACAGACUUUAAGAAAACAAUGCAGUGUUUAUAAGACAGUAGAAUGGACUGGGAAUUUUUUAGUCUGUAAAUCAGUCAGGAUUUUGUAAUGUAAGCAUUGAAGGUUAUAGUAAACAUUUGUGAUAUUAAAAAGUAAAUCUCUAUAAUAUUUAAUGAUCAGAGUUAUAUUGUGUGUCCUGGAUAUUACAAAUGAUAACUGUGACUGUGUUUAUCACUAAUUUGGCCUAGAACAGCAAAAUAUAUGAUAACCACUGCAUUGACUUAAUGCCUUUUCAUAAUAGUAUCAAAAUAUUUUAUUUGCAGAAUAAUAAUUUUAUAACACUACAGUACUUUAAUAAACAGAAUUCAUUUGCA
Messenger RNA from Paramormyrops kingsleyae, 4028 nucleotides. The record is from RefSeq and is a predicted model, not a curated record. Lineage: Eukaryota; Metazoa; Chordata; Actinopteri; Osteoglossiformes; Mormyridae.